UAGCGUCCGUAGCUUUAAAUAAAUAAAAUAAUAGUAUUAACUUUAAGCUUUAUGUCUAAUCUAACGACCAGUAGCAUUAACUAAACAAACAGUGAAUUUAUUUAUUGAAUUCCAGUGCCUUGUUCGAUUUAUAAGUAAAAACCUAUAUCUACUGUACAUAAAGAAUGUUGCAAUCAUUGGUGUUUGGUGGACGGAGGGCGGCUGAUAGAUACAAACUUUCAAAUUUAUUAUUUCAUGUCAGAACUAUGUCAGCAGUACAUAAAGACACCACUUUCUUUUUCAGACAGUUAUUUGAUACGGUGAGUAGCACAUAUACAUAUUUACUUGGAGAUAAGAAGACUGGUGAAGCGGUCCUCAUAGAUCCAGUUUUAGAACACGCCGAGAGGGAUGCUAAGUUAAUAGAGGAACUUGGCUUUAAACUCAUUUAUGCUAUGAACACACACAUGCACGCCGACCAUAUAACCGGCACUGGGAAGUUGAAGUCAAUUGUACCGGGUACUAAAAGCGUCAUAGGCAAGGAUUCGGGUGCCCAAGCCGAUAUCCACCUGCUCGACGGUGACCUGGUGCGGUUCGGGAGCCACGAACUCCUCGCUGCUGCGACUCCGGGCCACACUAAUGGAUGCUUGACUUACAUAUGUCACGAACAGUCAUUGGCGUUCACUGGUGACACCCUCUUGAUCCGGGGUUGCGGCCGCACCGACUUCCAGGAGGGUAACUCUGAGACCCUCUACAAAUCGGUCCACAAUAGAAUAUUCACUUUGCCCGACGAGUACGUGCUGUAUCCCGCGCACGAUUAUCGAGGGCAGACAGCGACCUCUGUGGCCGAGGAGAAGAAAUACAAUCCCAGAUUGACGAAGUCGCUUGCCGAGUUCGUUGAGAUCAUGGAUAAUUUGAAUUUGCCGUAUCCGAAAAUGAUAAAUAAAGCGGUGCCGGCAAACCGUGUGUGCGGAUUAUUUUGAAGCUAAAUAAUACAGCAGACAAAAUUAAGAGAAAUAAAUCAACGAACAAAUUUUAUAUUUUGUGUAUUUUUCUGUGAAUAAUUCGGUUUGAAAAAUAAUUUGAAAAGUAAUGAAAUAAAUUGUUUGUGGUAUAAGUAUAAAAUGAUAAUUAAUGUCUGUGAUAAAAUAAUUAUGUGAUUUAGCAAUUAAAUUAUGCUUUUUUUGUUCUAUAUUAAAUUUGAGACAAUGUACAAACGGAAAUUAGACUCUCUUUUUUUGUAUAAUCUAAAAUGUAAUUUGUAUUGUUUCAUGUGUAUUUGUUUAGUUUCUUAUAUGACUGUCACUAAAUGCAUAAAAAAUACUUAAACUUAUUACAAACUAUUAGCGCGCCACCUGUCGGCCUCUAUGUUAAUUGUACUGCCAUUACAAAUACAUAAUUCAACGCUUGAAAGGCAAACGUGACUAAGCGACAAUAACUGCUUUGUACAUAAAUGAUAGGCAAUAACCAUAUUCAAU
This is a messenger RNA of Bombyx mandarina (wild silkworm), 1454 nucleotides long. RefSeq names its product persulfide dioxygenase ETHE1, mitochondrial. Lineage: Eukaryota; Metazoa; Arthropoda; Insecta; Lepidoptera; Bombycidae. Gene Ontology annotation, biological process: hydrogen sulfide metabolic process; glutathione metabolic process. Gene Ontology annotation, cellular component: mitochondrion. Gene Ontology annotation, molecular function: sulfur dioxygenase activity. The record is from RefSeq and is a predicted model, not a curated record.